AUGUCCAAAACGUUCUCCCAGGCCGACGUCGCCUCGCAUAACAAGCCCGACAACCUUUGGGUUGUCAUUGACGAGGACGUCUAUGAUCUGACCAAGUUCCAAGAUGAACAUCCCGGUGGAAAGAAGAUCCUCACGCGCGUGGCCGGAAAGGACGCCUCGAAGCAGUUCUGGAAAUAUCACAAUGAGGGCAUUCUGAAGAAGUACAAGGGACAGCUCCAGAUCGGUUCUUUGGAUUCCAAGAAAGCUGCUGCGCCGGCACCUGCACCGGCUAAGAAGGAGCCCUCCAAGCCUGUGGCUCCCGUCGUGGAUGUGGCCUCGGCCAAGUCCGAUGAACCCCAGGACCCCUUCGGUGAAUUGAUUCCGUUCUCUGACCCCUCCUGGUACCAGGGUUACCACUCUCCUUACUUCAACAAGACUCAUGCUGCUCUCCGUGAAGAGGUCCGGCAAUGGGUAGAGACUGAAAUCGAGCCUUACGUAACGGAAUGGGAUGAGGGCAAGAAGGUCCCGGAUCACAUCUACAAACAGAUGGGCGAGCGUGGGUAUCUGGCUGGUUUGUUGGGUGUGAAGUACCCUGUCAACCAUACCCCCUAUCGUGUGCAAUCUGUUGCCCCUGAGAACUGGGAUCUGUUCCAUGAGAUGCUUCUCACAGAUGAGCUCUCCCGUGUCGGCAGCGGAGGUCUUGUCUGGAACCUGAUCGGUGGUUACGGUAUUGGAUGCCCGCCUCUGGUCAAGUUCGGUAAGAAACCUCUUGUCGAUCGCAUCCUUCCUGGUAUUCUCGCGGGUGAGAAGCGCAUCUGUCUGGCUAUCACCGAACCCGAUGCAGGAAGCGAUGUCGCCAACCUCACUUGUGAGGCCAAGCUGUCGCCGGAUGGCAAGCACUAUAUUGUCAACGGCGAGAAGAAGUGGAUUACCAACGGUGUCUGGUCCGACUAUUUCACCACCGCGGUCCGCACCGGUGGCGACGGCAUGAAUGGCAUUAGCGUGCUUCUCAUUGAGCGCGAGGCUGGUGGUGUCAGCACCCGACGCAUGGAUUGCCAGGGCGUCUGGAGCAGUGGGACCACCUACAUCACUUUCGAAGAUGUUAAGGUGCCCGUGGAGAACCUUAUUGGCAAGGAAAACCAGGGAUUCAAGGUCAUCAUGACCAACUUCAACCAUGAACGUAUCGGUAUCGUCAUCCAGUGUGUCCGGUUCGCCCGUGUCUGCUACGAGGAGUCCAUGAAGUAUGCCCACAAGCGCAAGACCUUUGGCAAGCGCCUCAUCGACCACCCUGUUAUUCGGAUGAAGCUGGCUCAGAUGGCCCGCCAGAUCGAAGCUACCUACAAUUGGCUGGAGAACAUCAUCUUCCAGUGCCAGUCUAUGGAAGAGACGGAGGCCAUGCUCAAGCUGGGUGGAGCAAUUGCUGGUCUCAAGGCCCAGUCCACACAGACCUUCGAAUUCUGCGCCCGCGAGGCCAGUCAGAUUUUCGGUGGUCUGAGCUACAGCCGUGGUGGUCAGGGUGGCAAGAUCGAGAGACUGUAUCGCGAUGUCCGAGCCUACGCUAUCCCCGGUGGAAGCGAGGAGAUUAUGUUGGAUCUGAGUAUGCGUCAGAGUUUGCGUGUGCACAAGAUGUUCGGUAUGAAGCUGUAA
Molecule: messenger RNA, 1626 nt
Organism: Aspergillus terreus NIH2624
Lineage: Eukaryota; Fungi; Ascomycota; Eurotiomycetes; Eurotiales; Aspergillaceae
Product: putative acyl-CoA dehydrogenase
Exons: 5
Coding region: 1-1626 (541 amino acids)
Molecular function (GO): flavin adenine dinucleotide binding; oxidoreductase activity, acting on the CH-CH group of donors
Source: RefSeq, a predicted model, not a curated record